This is a messenger RNA of Penicillium waksmanii, 1176 nucleotides long. Its product is annotated as SOS response-associated peptidase. The record is from RefSeq and is a predicted model, not a curated record. The transcript has 3 exons. NCBI's taxonomy places the organism in Eukaryota, Fungi, Ascomycota, Eurotiomycetes, Eurotiales, Aspergillaceae. The coding region runs from base 1 to 1176 and encodes 391 amino acids. Gene Ontology annotation, molecular function: single-stranded DNA binding. Gene Ontology annotation, biological process: DNA damage response.
AUGUGUGGGCGAUAUGCUUUGGGUGUGCGCUUGGCGUACAUGCGACAGCAGCUAGAAGACAGGGGCAUGCAAGUUGAUGACGCACCAGAAGACGAAGACAUUCGAGAAACAUUCAACUUUGCUCCCGGUAAUUUCGGCGCUGUCUAUCGAGCAGACAUUCCUGACAGGGGCCAUGACCACCGGGAAGCUCCAAACGAGGGCCGGCAUAAUGAACAUGAAGCAUCAAAGGAAGAACAACCGGAAAAGCAUCAAGAUGAAUCAGAGAAUAUCAAAUACAAGAUCCAAAGUAUGAAAUGGGGUCUGAUUCCUUUUUGGACCAAGCGUUCGCCAGACUAUGGCUCCAUGAUGCGUACUAUCAACUGCCGAGACGACUCAUUAAUCGAAGACCGGGGAAUGUGGACGACCAUGAAGCGAAGGAAGCGAUGCAUUGUCAUAUGUCAAGGUUUCUACGAAUGGUUGAAGAAAGGACCGGGUGGCAAGGAAAAGAUUCCUCAUUUUGUCAAGCGAAAGGAUGGAGAUUUGAUGUGCUUUGCGGGACUAUGGGAUUGUGUGCAAUACGAGGAUUCAGAUGAGAAACUUUACACUUACACUGUCAUCACAACCUCGUCGAAUCCUUACCUUGCAUUCCUACAUGAACGCAUGCCUGUUCUUCUAGAACCUGGCUCGGAAGCAAUGAAGACAUGGCUUGAUCCCAAGCGAACGACAUGGUCGAAAGAGUUGCAGUCUAUUCUUAAGCCAUACGAAGGCGAACUAGAAUGCUACCCCGUCGCAAAAGAAGUCGGCAAGGUCGGGAACAAUUCUCCCGACUUCAUUAUCCCAGUCAACAGCAAGGAGAACAAAAACAAUAUCGCCAAUUUCUUCAGCAACGCUAAAAAAAGGGAAGACGGCCCCAUCGCCGGCUCAGGAGUCUCUCCGAAGAAGGAAUCCGUGUCUCCGCAGCCAAAAUCCGAAGAUGGCAAUGGCUUAGAGACACUUGAUAAGAAAGGUAUCAAAAGGGAGCAUAGUACGCCGAGCACUGAUGAACACAAUAAGAAGCAGAAAACCAUUGAAAGCACAACCUUACCAUCGCCGUCGAAGUCGAAGAUGCGCAGCGCCACUCGCAAUACACCUAAGAAAAAGUCUGGUCCAAUAAAAUCGACCGGUGGAUCACAGAGGAUCACUAAUUUUUUCAAAUAA